GAUACAAAGUCCCGCCCGCUCCGCCAGAGAUUGUUACAGCGACUGUAACAGCUGAGCCCGGGCUACACAGACAGACAGACAGACAGCGCUGCCCGAGGGUCUCUCCCCCCCGGUCUCUGUGUCUGUGUCUGUGUCUGUCCCGCGGCCGCUGGUCUAGACGGCGGCGGCGACAAUGGCGGAGAAACGCGUCUCCCGCUGGUAUUUCGGCGGCUUGGCAUCGUGCGGGGCGGCGUGUUGUACUCACCCCCUGGACCUGCUCAAGGUUCACCUGCAGACUCAGCAGGAGGUGCGGAUGGGCAUGACGGGGAUGGCCCUGCAGGUGGUCCGCAAUGAUGGAAUCCUCGCCCUCUACAGUGGUCUCAGCGCCUCACUCUGCAGACAGAUGACCUACUCUAUGACUCGCUUCGCCAUCUACGAGACGGUGAGAGACCACAUCGCGGGCGACACCAACUGCCCCCUCCCCUUCUACCAGAAGGUUCUGUUGGCGGCGUUCGGAGGGUUCACCGGGGGGUUUGUGGGUACGCCGGCCGACAUGGUCAACGUCAGGAUGCAGAACGACGUGAAGUUGCCGCCAGAGCUGCGCAGGAACUACAAGCACGCAUUGGACGGGAUUUACCGAGUUUUCAGGGAAGAGGGAGCGAGGAGGCUGUUCUCGGGGGCAUCAAUGGCAUCGAGUCGGGGGGCUCUCGUCACCAUCGGGCAGUUGUCCUGCUAUGACCAGGCAAAGCAGCUCGUGCUCAGCACCGGCCUCCUCAACGACAACAUCCUCACACACUUCCUCUCCAGCUUCAUCGCCGGAGGUUGUGCCACUUUCCUCUGCCAACCGCUCGAUGUUCUCAAGACCCGGCUGAUGAGCUCCAAGGGGGAGUAUCGGGGCGUGUGGCACUGCCUGCAGGAGACGGCCCGUCUGGGACCCUUGGGCUUCUACAAGGGCUUUGUUCCGGCCGCCAUCCGUCUGGUUCCCCACACGGUCCUGACCUUUCUCUUCCUCGAGCAGCUCCGCACGCACUUCGGCCUCCUGGUGCCCGCCUCACGCCCUCGACUCCCCCCCCCUCCCCUCGCCUGAGCCCCGGGACCACUAGUGUCCGGAGUUCGUCUGGGGAACCUGUUGCCGGGGCUGGAGUCUGGGAACGGCAACGUCACCCCCACCGACACACACACAGGCCUUUCAUUACUAGUGGCAACGGGCAACAUGGACUCUCCAUGGGCUAGUGGGGACAGGUCACCUCCCCAAACCCCCUCCCCUCUCUCUCUCCCUCCCUCCCUCCCUCCCUCCCUCCCUCCCUCCCUCUCCCCUUCCCUCGUCCUCCAGUGAUCCAAUGCCAUGUGUUUUACCGUCUCCAUGGAGACCGGGCCCCAGUCGGCCGUGGGUCCCCAUGAGGGCACCCCAGGGUGGGGGUGGGGGUGGGGAGCAGAGGGUGAUACGGGCCCGAGCUGGGUGGGUGCCAGUGAGGGGACAGGGGGCAGCGAGUGGCCACUUCAACCCACAUUCCGUCAGCAUUCACCCUGAGACCACAGACUCAUCUCAUUCCGAGCUCAAGAUCAAGAUUAAACACAAAACUAAUUCAUUGCAAAAUCUUUAUGAGCUGCACAUUCAGUGUCGAAUAUCAAAUAGGAAUAUCUAAACUAAACUAAAAAAUAUAUUUUGCAAUAAAGACAGUAAUAUAG
This is a messenger RNA of Amblyraja radiata (thorny skate), 1668 nucleotides long. RefSeq names its product solute carrier family 25 member 10a (gene slc25a10a). The coding region runs from base 173 to 1066 and encodes 297 amino acids. Lineage: Eukaryota; Metazoa; Chordata; Chondrichthyes; Rajiformes; Rajidae. The record is from RefSeq and is a predicted model, not a curated record. The transcript has 11 exons.